AUGAACCCGAUGGACCAUGAACAACUCGGGCACUACCUGCCGUCCUCUGAAACCACCCACCAAGCUUUCGACUCACGUUUAUGGCGGCUUACUGGCCAGGGAGUAGCGGAGAGGCUGGCUUUCGCCCCGCGCUCGGAAAACAUUCCUUUUUCCCAGUCUUGUGCUCGUCUGAUUGGCGCAGUCCUCGCGUCGUUGGCAGUAGCGUACUUGCUGCUGAUUUGCUUUCGGCCUGUGGAGGCCUGGAGGCAGUGGGCCCCAGUCCCUCGCUCGCUCGCAGCUCUAAGAAAUGAACCUUGUUUAGGCAGCAUGCGCGAGGAUGGCAGUGACGAAGAGGAGCACGAGUCCGCAGAAAAGUGGACAGAGCCUGUAGUGCAGCGGCGCUUUGGGAGCAGCAGCUCCUCUCUGGAUCGUCAGGUUUCCGAAUCCCAAGAGCCAGAAGAACCCGCCGCAGGGCCAGAAGAAAGCGCGGCUAAAGAGGACUCCGCCGAGGCGAAGAGCUCCGCAAAUGCUGCUGGGGACUCCCCUUCCGCAGAAAGCAAAAGGGAAGACGACUUGGCCUUGUGGGAAGACGGCCAGCUGCCCCCCACGGAGAGGGGCUACGUUGGCUGCCUCUUCAACCGCAUGUACAAGGCUGCGAAGCUCUGUGGGCAUCUGCUGCCAGCUCUGUCUUGCAGGCAGCGCCUGCUGCUGGCCUCGCAGGUGGUGAUGCUGGUGGGCGUGGACUUGGGAGCUUUUGCGCUGGCCAAGGUCGAAGUGGUGCCCACAAGAGGCACUGUUGGCGACGCGGCCAUCCACUUGCUGCGGCAGUCCCUCGAGUGCAGUGGGGAGGAGAAGGGCAACGAGGGCCUCCGUCUUGGCGUGAUGCAGUUGAUGGUGUUGAUGAGUUCUUUGAAGCUGCCCCGGCAGUUCGAGGGGGGAAAGAACACUGCCAAGUUCCGCAGGAAAAUGGUAAGCAUACUCGGGACUGCGGACGUAGCUCUGAAGAGCUGCCUGGGCGUCUUGGGAGGCAUGCUGCGGCUCAAGAGAGAAGUGUCAACGAGCACACUUCCUCUGGAAGCUGUGGAGCAGCAGCUGAAUGUUCUGAGGUCCAUUUACCGAGUCCACGCCGACCACAUUGCGAAGGACUGUCUGCUGCGCGCGCAAAUCGUGGAGUGUCAGAAGCGCACUGGGGUGUACGCGCUGCUGGGGCCCCAGCAGUUCUUGGAAGCCAAGUCCAGAAUUCUCCCAAUAAAGCAACUUCGAGACAUGAUCCGAGACGCGGUGACUGCGGCUGGCGGGCUUCUGCCGUUCCAGCGGCCCGUUGCAGAGGAACUGAGCAAUCCUAAAGGCGCGGCGGAGGGGCGCGGAGAACGGAGAGGUUCCUACAGGGAGUUCGACGAACACGUGAGCAGCAAGUCGCUGCAAGAAGAGUUCGCGGAAGCUGUGCGCUGUUCUUUUGACCCCGAAACUUUGCUGCUGCACGACGCAAUGAAGGCAGAGGCUUCACGAACAGUCAGACCUCCACCGUGGCGAGUUGGGCAGCUGUCUCAACAAGGAGUUGGACCGGCUUUGCAGCCCCCACGUGCACUUCAUUCCUCCGAGGCUGAUCGUGACAGGGGGCCACACCUUGUCCCUGCAGAUGCCUUUCUGUCGGCGGUGGGUCUGUCAGUCUUUCGGUCACGGACAGCAGAACAGGGAGGUUGGAGUGGCCCGCUGUAUGCUUCUUGUCUGGAUAAAUCCUCACUGAGGCCCUUAAAUCUGUUAGCGAAGCUUGACAGUUUCCCCGACUCUGCUGAUCGCUCAUCAGAACAGCACGCUUCUGCUGGUCGCAGGGCUGGAGUGCAUUUGGCGCGAUUCACCGCGCAGCCUCCGACCGGUGUAGACUGCAAGCUCACUCUAAUGAGAGACGCGCCACUACGAGCGGCGGAUGGCCGGACAGUCAAUGAGGAGAAAGCGUUUACAUUCGCGGGGCGUACUGUCAGGACAAAGCAGGGUACAGCCAUCCGCGUGACUGUACUCGAAGUAAGCGCGAAUAAAAUGCUAUAA
Messenger RNA from Eimeria necatrix, 2025 nucleotides. RefSeq lists its product as hypothetical. The coding region runs from base 1 to 2025 and encodes 674 amino acids. Lineage: Eukaryota; Apicomplexa; Conoidasida; Eucoccidiorida; Eimeriidae. The transcript has 2 exons. The record is from RefSeq and is a predicted model, not a curated record.